AUGUACAUGCCAGUACCUGACACUCAAAACACUAACAAUGCUGGUCCUGCUAACAAUAAUGGUGGUGGUGCUGCUGGUGGUGCUAACAAUGCUGCUGGUGGUUGUGGGUCUAACAAUGCUGCUGCUGAAGGAGGCUUUUCUCUUGAGGCAGAGGUUGAUGAUGCAGAUCCACUGGAGGUGCAUGUGAUUCAUGAUCCAGAGAACCCCAAGAUCAUCAAGGGAGCGCAAUAUCCUGAUACUAUUACAUUCAGGAAGGCAAUUAGACAUUUUGCAGUGAAGAAAGGCUUUGAGUUUGCUAAGCUCAAAACUGACAAGACAAGGUUCAUUGCCCAGUGCAAAGGAGAGGGGUGUCCUUGGCGUAUACAUGCUUCUAGGAUUUGGGAUGACAAGACAAUAGAGAUCAAAACACUAGUCGAUGAACACAACUGUGCUACAACAAAACUUAGAGAAGGCAAGAUGGCAACUCAAGGUUGGUGUGCAGACAGGUUGGCAGACUGGCUGAAGAAGAAUCAAACCAAAGGUGCAUCUGACUGCAAGGAGAAGUUGGAGAUUGACUAUGGCAUCAAGUUGAAAUACUCCAAGGCCUGGUCAGGUAUGAAAGUAGCAUUGGAGCAGAUCCAUGGUAAAUAUGAGGAAAGUUUUCAGCUUUUGUUCAAUUGGGCUGCUCAUAUUGAAAAAGUCUCACCUGGUAGCUUAGUACAGAUAGAGCUAGACAAGAUUGGUGAGAAACACAGGUUCAUGAGGAUUUUUGUAGCUCUUAGGCCUUGUAUAGAUGGAUUCAAAGCUGGGUGCAGAUCUUUUGUUGGUGUAGAUGCAUCCAGUUUAAAUGGCAAGUACAGAGGCCAGUUAGCUUCAGCAACAGGUGUAGAUGGACACAAUUGGCUCUAUCACAUAGCCUAUGCAAUCUUUGACUCAGAAACAGAAGACAAUUGGAAGUGGUUUAUGGAGCAUCUGUGCAAAGUCAUUGGAGAUGUUCCAAACUUGGUCAUAUGCACAGAUGCAUGUAAAGGACUAGAGACAGCAGUGGGUGCUGUGUUCCCACAAGCUGAGAAUAGAGAAUGCAUGAGGCAUCUCUAUCAGAACUUCAUGAAGCACUUUUCUGGUGAGGUGAUCACUGAUCAUUUGUACCCUGCAGCUAGAAGCUACACAAAAGGCAUAUUUGAAUGGCACAUGAAGAAGAUAUUUGAGUUUGAUCCUAACACAAUAGAUUACCUAGAUCACCACCAUAGUAGGAUCUGGUACAGAUGUGCCUUCUCCGAAAGCUCAAAGUGUGAUUUCUUGACAAAUAAUGUCUUAGAGAGCUUCAAUGCUCAGAUAAAGAAGUUCAAAGGACCUGAACUUGAUAGCAACAACCUCAAAGUGGUCAAAGUAGUAGUUAGUGAUGUUGACAUUGCAGAAGUCACCAUCUUGGAUGACUGGAACAAUCAGAAAAGGCACACCGUGGACAUCCACAACCACAAAUGCUCAUGUAGAGAGUGGCAGGUGACAGGUAAGCCCUGCAAACAUGCUUUGGCAUGGAUUCUGUCCAAUAGAGUGUUAAAGAUUGAAGAUUAUGUCCAUGAAUACUACUCUGUGGCUAAGUUCAAAGCAGCCUAUGAGGACAUAAUUGAGCAUUUGCCAGAUAGGUCACAGUGGCCACAAGUGCAACUUGGAUUCAAUGUCUAUCCACCAUUGCUGGGUAGAGGAGCAGGAAGACUCAAGGUGCAAAGGAUUAGAGAUUUCUUGGAGAAAAGAGCUGCAAAAAAGAAGGUUGGAUGCAAGAGAUGUAGAGAUUUUGGUCACUUUGAAAAAACUUGCAAGCUGCCAGAGGUUGGAGAAGAUGGUCAGACAGCUGCACCUAAGAAGAAGUCCAAGAAAAGGAAAGAGCAUCCAACAGAUGAAGCUGGUCCCUCCCAACCCAAGAAAAAGAAAUCAUAUUGCCAUGUCACUUUCAGUCAUAUUGCUGUGUCACUUUCUGUUACCUGA
Messenger RNA from Panicum virgatum (switchgrass), 1965 nucleotides. RefSeq lists its product as uncharacterized. Gene Ontology annotation, biological process: DNA transposition. The record is from RefSeq and is a predicted model, not a curated record. The transcript has 5 exons. Lineage: Eukaryota; Viridiplantae; Streptophyta; Magnoliopsida; Poales; Poaceae. Bases 1 to 1965 code for a protein of 654 amino acids. Gene Ontology annotation, molecular function: transposase activity; zinc ion binding; DNA binding.